UGAGAUCUGCAUGUCCUUUUGUUUCUCUAGCUGUCAUGAUAUGUUGAUCGGGACUUCUUAGAGGCGCUAUGGCGCACAGCAGCGCCUUCGAUGAGGAUUGGAAGCGUGAGGACCUUCCCUUUCCCAGAGACAAGGAGGAGUACAAGGCCUUCGAGCGCUUUGACAAGGCGCUGCAAAGUGCCCAGACCUCGGACAAGGAGAUCCUGUCCGCGAACGUGAACCGCGCAGCCCGCAUUGCCUCCACCCUUCGGACCGAGACAGGCAUCCAACACGUGGUGUGCCGCCUGCUCUUGGUGUCCAAGGACCCAACUCUCUAUCGGGAGACAGUGGUGUACUGCAUUGACUCCAUCUUGCGGCAUGUCACGCAGAAGAGGGAGAAGGAGCUGCGGCUUCGGUAUCAGAGCGAGCUGAAGACUUCUUUGCGCAACGUCUUCAAGCGGGGCAUCGACAGUGACCGGGACUUUCUGGCGGAGAAGUUCUUUGAGAUCCUGAUGAAGUGGCGCGAGAAAGGAUGGUUCAAGGAUGAGAUCGACGGGCUGGUGGAGGUGAUCCACCGGGCCGCGCCCAAGGUGCCCAAGCCCAAGGAGUUCAAGGAGGAAAACAGCGAUGAAGAUAUGCCAGAAGAGCCACAGAUGAUGAUGGCCUAUCCUGCGAGCCUGAAGCCAAUGCCGCAGACGCCCACGAGCAGAGUGCCGCAAACACCAAUGGGUGGUGUUCCCACGACGCCUGUUAUCAAAGGCAUCAUGCAGUCUGUUCCAGCAACGCCGAUGAUGGGGGGCGCAGCGGUACCCAUGACUCCAAUUGGUGCUCAUACAAAGCUCCAGGUGAUGCAAUCUGUGCCGGCGACGCCUGCAGUGGAGAGAGGUGUUCCCAUGACACCGGGCUAUGCAACGCCUGGCUACGGCAGCGUUCCAAUGACGCCGGGCGCUGCAAUGCCAGGCGGGUCGACGCCAGCUAUGGGCGACAGCGUACCCAUGACUCCGAUGGCAGCCUUUGGGCCAGGGGCAGCUACUCCGCUGGUGCACAAGUCAGCCAAUCAGCCUUUUACACCAAGCGGACCGGGAGCACCAACAACACCUAGGGGAGCACCAACAACACCUCAGCCAUUCACGCCGCGAGGCCCGCAACCUAUGACCCCAGCGGGGCCGCCAGUUUCAGCACAACCUGUUACCCCAAGACCGCCACCUUCUACUCCAGCAGGUCCACCGCCUGCGACCCCGGCAUCGCCUGCCCAUCAGCCAUUUACGCCGCGCGGGCCCCCACCCGGUACUCCUGCUGGCGCGCCGCCAGCAACACCAGCCUCUCCCGCGCCGUUUACGCCAGCUGGGCCCCCACCCAGCACUCCUGCCGGUGCACCAGCAACACCAGCCUCUCCAGCCAGCGCACCUUUUACGCCGGCAGGGCCCCCACCCGGCACUCCUGCAGGUCCCCCACCAGCAACACCGGCAGGAAUGCCGCCAGGAACUCCUGCUGGUCCACCCCCUCCAACACCAGCAUCGCCAGGCCGCCAACCCUUCACACCCAUGGGACCUCCGCCUGCCACACCCGCAUCCCCAGGACGUACAAGAGGCAUCCCCCCUCCAUCUCCAGCUGCCCCUGCUGAUCCGAUAGGGUCACGCUCGCCGGGUCGAUCACCUGGCCGGCCACCACCAGCAGCAGCCGCGGUUUCUCAGAUGACACCAGCGACGCCAAUGAGCGAGCAGCCGCAGAGUUUCCGAGCCCAGUCACCUGCGGGGCUUUCUCCUGCCGUUCGUACGCCGCUCAACAUGCCCGUCACCCCAAAGGAAACCCCUGGCACACCAUCCUUUGUGCCGGUGCCGGGCGGAGACGCUGCGCCGGCCACCCCAAAACCGGGUGCCCGGGUGCCUCCGACCCCUUUAGCCAGCGUCCCCGGCACGCCGGGCUUUGCGCCGGUGCCAGGGGGCGAGGCUGCGCCCCAGACCCCCGCCUUCGCACGGAGCCCGACCACCCCACUGCCCAGUACCCCCCACACCCAAGGCCCGACCCCACGGCAGCUGAUGCCUCAGCCAGAGCCUCCCUCGGAAGAGUUCUCCGUCGCCACGUCGAUGCUGACCACCUCGGAGCCGCCCACGGAGGUCUUCACGACCAGCAUCUCAGAGCCCGAGCCGUCCAGCCAGGCGCCGAAGCGCCGCCGGAUGUGAUGCUGACUUCUGCUUGGGCGACAGUCGGUGAAGCUUCCUUCCAGGGUCGCGGUUUCGACUUGGUCGCGGAAAGCGGAGGGAAAGUGGUGAUUGAAGGCUACGUAAUCCA
This is a messenger RNA of Effrenium voratum, 2271 nucleotides long. The record is from the annotation of a GenBank genome assembly. NCBI's taxonomy places the organism in Eukaryota, Dinophyceae, Suessiales, Symbiodiniaceae.